This is a messenger RNA of Magnolia sinica, 2881 nucleotides long. RefSeq names its product pentatricopeptide repeat-containing protein At4g19890. The coding region runs from base 120 to 2264 and encodes 714 amino acids. The record is from RefSeq and is a predicted model, not a curated record. Gene Ontology annotation, molecular function: protein binding. The transcript has 2 exons. NCBI's taxonomy places the organism in Eukaryota, Viridiplantae, Streptophyta, Magnoliopsida, Magnoliales, Magnoliaceae.
UAUCUUGGUAGGCCCCACAGGACUUUGUGUUGCAGGAGACGUGCGUCCGCUGCAAUUCCUCAACUCCCAACUCUCCCUCAACAAAGCAGCCUCGCUCCCUCUCUCUCGCUCUCUCUCAAAUGGCCACUCUUUUUUAUAAAAUCCCGCCAAAACGUCUUCAUCUCAGCCGUCUAAUCUCCUCCCAAUACCAAACAAUUCUUCAACCCUUCAAAAUCACCAAAAUCUGCCCAACAUACAUACAACAAAUCCAUCAAUCCCCCCAUUCCAAAAAUCCCAACUGCUUUCCCCCCAAAAUUCCAUCCGCAUCGGUCGACCGGAUCUGCUAUUCUAUCCGUCGAUGCUAUGAAGAAGGCGACCGGAGGCUUCUUUCCCUACGGAUUGAUUCCUGUUUGAGCCCUGAACAGUUAGUGACAGUUUCUGCAAGGUUGGUAGAAGAAGCUGGGCCCGCUGUUGCCCUUAUCUUCUUUGAAUGGGCGGUCGGCCGCACCGAAUUCCGCCAUUUCAUGCGUUUGUAUAUAACGAUCGUGGGUUGUUUGGUCGAGUCGGGUGAUUCGGAGAGGGCCCACGAAGUCUCACAGCGGAUGGUGAGGAAUUUUGCGGAGAUUGGGAAGUUGAAGGAAGCCGUCGAUAUGGUCAUCGAGAUGCGGAACCAAGGAUUGCCGCUCAGCAUCCACACCAUGAACUUAGCUCUUCGUAUAGCGGUCGAAUUGGGUCUGAUCGAAUUGGCAGGGCAUGUGUUUGUGGAAAUGACUGACAGAGGGGUUUCACCCGAUUCUUGCAGUUUCAGGACAUUGAUUGUUGCAUACUGUAAAGCAGGCCGCAUUGAUGAGGCAGACAAAUUGUUGAAAUCAAUGAUGGAGAGGGGAUUCUGCAUGGACAAUGCCACAUGUAGUGUGAUUGUCAAUGCGUUUUGUGAAAUGGGUCGCCUUGGGCGGGUGUUUGGGCUUUUUGAGAAGAUGUUGGAGGCAGGCCAUGCUCCGAAUGUGAUCAAUUACACCGCCCUCAUUGAUGGGUUGUGCAAGAGGGGCAGUGUGAAGCAAGCAUUUGAAGUUUUGGAGGAGAUGGUUGGGAGAGGUGGGAGACCGAAUGUGUAUACUCACACCACAUUGAUCGAUGGCCUCUGCAAGAAAGGGUGGACAGAGAAGGCAUUUCGGCUGUUCUUGAAGCUCAUAAGGAGCAGCACUUACAAGCCAAAUGUGCGCACUUACACGGCGAUGAUUGGAGGGUACUGCAAGGAGAAUAAGCUAAAUCGGGCGGAGAUGUUGUUGUCGAGAAUGCAAGAACAGGGCUUGGUUCCAAACAGCAAUACAUAUACUACUCUGAUCAGUGGGCACUGUAAAGGGGGGAAUUUCGAUCGAGCAUAUGAGCUGAUGGAUAGAAUGGUGACAGAAGGCUGUGAUCCCAAUAUCUGUACUUACAACGCGAUCAUCGAUGGCCUCUUCAAGAAGGGAAGGCCUCAAGAGGCUCAUAGGCUGCUUGAAAGAGGAUUCAAGUGUGGACUACAAGCAGAUCGAGUGACAUAUACCAUUCUCAUCAGCGAGUACUGCAAGCAGGCCGAUGCUAAGCAGGCGCUGGGUUUGUUUGAUGAGAUGGUCAGGGUCGGUUGCCGGCCCGAUAUUCACACGUAUACGGCAUUGAUUGCCAUGUUUUGCAAGCAAAAGAGGAUGAAAGAAAGUGAGAGACUCUUUGAGGAAGCUCUUGGAUGUGGAUUGAUACCGACCAAGCAAACGUAUACUUCCAUGAUUUGUGGGUAUUGUAGGGAUGGGAAUGCGAGCUUUGCUUUGAAGUUGUUCAGUCGGAUGGCUGAGCACAGUCUUGUAGCUGAUUCUAUUACUUAUGGAGCUUUGAUAAGCGGGCUUUGUAAAGAAUCCAGAUUGGCAGAGGCCCGCACAUUGUAUGAUGCGAUGAUAGAUAAGGGUUUGUCACCUUGUGAGGUUACUUCCAUCACUCUUGCGUAUGAGUAUUGCAAGAGAAAUGAGUCUGCCAUUGCUAUGGUUGUCUUGGAUAGAUUGGAAAAGAAGCAGUGGGUUCGAACUGGGAACAUCUUAGUUAGGAAGCUCUGCAGCGAGGGGAAUGCGGAGACUGCUGCUAUUUUUUUCCGUAAACUGUUGGAUAAGGAUCGGAAUGCAGAUCGUAUAACUUUAAUGGCGUUCUUGAAUGCAUGCUACGACAGCAACAAGUAUUCUGUUGCUUCUGAUUUAUCCGAGAGGUUCUCAAAAGAGAUUGAUCAUCUUUAUACUAGGAAUGCAGAAACAGUUUCCUGAAUUUCAAUCAGCUGUUCUGUACUUCCCUUACCAACUGAAUCUAACGGUUGUCAGACGGAAUCAUGAUCUGAUAGGUUUUUUCAAGAAAAGGGAAACCUUCCUGAGCAUGAAAGAAAGAGUAGAGUGCGAGGGAUCAAAAGGCUUUUAAAUCUUCCUUCAAAUGCUGGGAGUAUUUUUCAUCAGUAUGGACAUUUCUAUACUCAUCAGUGUGGGCAAUUUUCAAGCAAGCUGAACCCAUGUAUGUUUGGGAAGGCCUCUAAUGGUUGUUGGAUGGAGCCAUGAUCUGAGUGGAUUUUUCCAGAAAAGGGAAACCCCUCGAGCAUCAAGAAAAGUGUAGAGUGUAUGGGAUCAAGAACAUCAUAAAUCUGCCUUGAAACACAGGGAGUACUUUUCAUCAGGGUGGGCAUUCUUUAAGCAAGCUGAAAGGCCCUGUGCCUGCAAGCCUCGAAGGCUAAGGUCUUGUUUGGAUAUCUUGCCAUGCCUGGACGGAUAAUUGUGCAGGACUGUGCAUCAGCAUGCAUUAGUGUUGUGCUUGGAUGCAGUGUUAGAUUGAUUUGCCACCAGUAGUCUCGCAAAGUUGAGAAGUACCAAACUGUAAGUACCUACCUAUGCUUUCA